This is a messenger RNA of Haemonchus placei, 219 nucleotides long. The record is from the annotation of a GenBank genome assembly. NCBI's taxonomy places the organism in Eukaryota, Metazoa, Nematoda, Chromadorea, Rhabditida, Trichostrongylidae.
AUGGUUUUGGUGUACUUGUGACAUCAGACGGAUUGGCCACAUCAAUUCGACUCUCGGUCGGUGACGUAUUGGAAGAGCCAUGGCUUUCCGCGACAAUCGACGAUGUCAUCGAAGCUGUUUGCAAGUGAUCACCCUCCGACCGUACGUCAAAGGUUGAAGCUCGCGGUGUCGUCAAGUCGUCGUCUAUAUACCGCGACUGACGGGCUGCUGAACCGAUAA